Messenger RNA from Cuscuta europaea, 6072 nucleotides. Lineage: Eukaryota; Viridiplantae; Streptophyta; Magnoliopsida; Solanales; Convolvulaceae. The record is from the annotation of a GenBank genome assembly.
AUUUGACCUACAUAUGAGUUCUGUAAAUAUAUGCUUUACAUAAAAGAAAUCUUUGAUUCUUCUCCUCGAGAAUGGAGUCCCUUUUCCGCCAUUUUCCCUUUUUAUUUAAAAUAAAAUAUAACAAGACGUGCGUGAAAUUGUGAUCUUUAUUUGGUUCUGUGGAUUCUUGUUUCAGAUCUGACUUGAAGUUUAAGAAUUACUUUCCUGGGCAUUAUUUAUUUUCUUUGGAAUUUAUAGAGAGUUGCAUAUACAUCAGUUGGUGGUAGUGGGUAGAAGACCUGUGACGAUGAAGUGGGCUUUGGGGUCCAGGGCAAGGAGCCGCCAUAGCUCGGUGGUGGCGGUUGGAGAGGAGCCGCCUGGUGGGAGUCAACUUCUCGGUGAAGGGUUGAGACAGAGCUGCUGGGCUAACAUGCCUAUAGAGCUUUGGAGAGAGGUGUUGAUUAGGAUUGAGGAGUCGGAAGCUAAGUGGCCAUCGAGGAAGAGCGUGGUGGCAUGUGCCGGUGUGUGCCGCAGUUGGAGGGCUAUCAUAAAGGCGGCCGUCCAAACCCCUCAAGCUUCUGGCAAAAUGACCUUCCCAAUUUCAGUCAAGCAGGCCCAAAAAACCGCGUAAAGCUGUAACUGAUUGGGGUGUUGGCCAGUCCGUGAUAGCCUUGAUUUUUGCUGGAUCCGCCUCAACGCCUUUGCUAUGGAUGACAUCCCCGAGAUAUUGGACUUGCGGUGCGCCAAAACUGCAUUUGGAUUUUUUUAAGGACAGACCAUGAGUGAGCAAGGUCUCCAAUACCACAUGGACAUGAUAAACGUGUUCUACCCAUGACUUACUAUAAAUGAGUAUGUCAUCAAAGAAAACGAGGACAAAUUUGCGAAGGUAUGGUGCAAAGAUGUCGUUCAUUAAGAUUUGAAACGUUGAUGAUGCAUUGGUGAGUCCAAAUGGCAUGACUAAUAAUUCAAAGUGGCCGUGAUGAGUUCGGAAAGCCGUCUUUUCAAUAUACUCUUCUGCCAUGCGAAUCUGAUGGUAGCCCGAGCGCAAGUCAAGUUUUGUAAAGAAUUUGGAUCCAUGAAGUUCGUCCAGUAACUCGUCGAUGACCGGAAUUGGAAACUUGUCUUUAAUGGUUUUGGAAUUGAGUUCCCUGUAGUCGACACAAAAUCGCCAUGUACCCUCGACUUUCUUAACCAGAAGGACGGGUGAUGAGAAAGGAGAGCGGCUGGGGCGGAUGAUACCCUGCUGAAGCAUCUCCGUACACUGCCUCUCAAUCUCGUCCUUUUGGAAAUAGGGGUAACGGUAAGGACGAACAACCACUGGACCAGUUCCUGGAAGCAAAGUGAUCUUGUGAUCACAAGCACGUGGCGGUUGCAGUCCAGCAGGCAACCUGAAGAGGUCCUCAAAUUGGGCCAGGAGACUCUCCAUGCUAGGGGAUGUGGUUGUGAUCAUGUGGGCCUGAAGUGUUGGGACUCGAGUAUGACCGUGCCAUUCCACUGGAGUGCCCUGCCAGAUGAAGCGCAUGAAAAGACGUGAAAAAUCCCAUUCAAUCGAGCCGAGGCGUUGAAGCCAAUGAACGCCCAAUAUCAUGUCAAACCCGGCCAAUGGAAGCACAUAAAAGUCCGCAAUAAAUGUGCGUCCUCCCACCACGAAGUUAAGUUGAGGACAUGUGCCUAGGAUAGGUACUCUGUCCCCAUUAGCCACUUGAACAUGGAGACGGGAUCCAGGAUGAAUUGAAUGGGUAUUUUCUGGAACCAGCCUUUGAUGUACAAAAUUAUGAGUACUACCCGAGUCUACCAGAACUGUAAUGGGUAUAUCAUGAAGAGUUGCUGCCAAUUGCAUAGUGGAAGUCGAACCGAGGCCAGUCAUAGCAUGAAGGGAGAGAGUUGGCUCAAACUGAUUUUCUGACUGGUCUUCAUCCAUAAUUUCAAUAAAGAAUAGCCUUUUGCAUUGAUGGCCACGGACCCAAGGAUCGUCACAGUUAUAACAAAGGUCUUUUCCCCUACGGAUAGCAGCCUCUGCGCGAGAUAUCUUUUUGAAGUUUGGAUUUGUUUGGCGUCGGUUCGGGUUGGAUUCCGCAGUGGCAGGUACUGAUGCUGAACGUGGGUUGGAUUGGGGGCGCACUAGAAGUUCAGGCGAAUAGUUUGGCAGGUGAUAUUUGUGUUCGACAGUGCGGGCCAACAUCAUAGCUGAGUCAAGGUCUAAUGGAUCCUGCUACUCAACCUCCAUUCGGACAACCUCGCGGAGCCUGGCUGUAAAUAUCUUAACCUGCAUACGGGCAGAGAUCCCCACCGUGCGAGCUAAUAUUUGUUGAAAAGUUUCAAUAUACAACUCAAGGUCGCUUGUCUGGCGUAGUUUGGCAAGUUCUCCUUCGGGAUUGGGACUACUAGGCGGGCCAAAACGUUUCGUACAUCUGGUGUAGAACUCUGUCCAAGAGACUGGUGAAGCGCUCGUAUCCAACUGAUUAGCCCAAAGUUGCGCUGUGCCGAUCAUAUGGAAAGUCGCCAGGCCAAGCCGAGCUUGAGCUGGGGUACGUUGCUGAACAAAGAAGCUUUCACAACGUUUUAGCCAUGACAGAGGGUCACUCUUCCCAUCGUACUGUGGAAAUUCCAUCUUGGAGAAUCUGGGAACCAAGGAGUCUUCAUGAUCACGGCGAAAAGAGUCAGCUUCUCUUCUGCGUGCAAACUGGGGAGAACCAGAUGAUGGUUCCCCUGUUAACCUCUGCAUGGUGGUGGACAAGGCUUCCAUGGCCGCCGGAAGAGCGAGCAGUUUAUCCAUAGAUGCCUGCAGAUCUGCCAGUUGUUGUUCAACAGCCAGUUGUCGUUGGUCGACUCUCUCGAUCAUGGUUUUCAGGGAAUCGGCAGCAGUAGAGUCGGUCCCCAUCGUCCCAGAAGCUGAUACCAAGUUGUUAAGUGCGUGAGUCAGAGACCUUGUCCAAGGAUGUGAACGGGAUUGACCACAGGUAUAAUUUCAAGUGCGUGAGUCAGAGACCUUGUCCAAGGACGUGAACGGGAUUGACCACAGGUAAACGAUGAUGUUCCUGGAGCUAUUUUAAUUGACGAGGAAUAGACGAACUGAAUUAGAGGCUUAAUAGAUAAUUAUCGAUCCCCGACCUAGUCAAGAGAUUUCAAGAUUAAUUAAGCAAAAAGCUGUUUUUUAAAGUAGCUGGGAUCCCCUUAAAUAGAUAAAGGGUUUCCUAAAACAAAAUAGGAAACUAAGUUGCUAUUCUAAUACAACUAAGAUAAAGGGUUUCCUAAAACAAAAUAGGAAACUAAGUUGCUAUUCUAAUACAACUAAGAUAAAGGAAUACUAAUUAAAGUAGGACUAAUUAAAUACUAAUAUUAAUAUGACUCUAACUGCCUUCUUAUUUCUUUUCUCUUAGCCACGUUGGUCAUUAAUCUUAUCUGCCCCACACUGCUUCCUUCGUUCAUAUGUACGGCCAUAGAAUUGGUCCGUAACAAAUUACUUUCCAUUAAGAGCCAAAGCUAGAUUUUCAUUUCCAUCAAUACAUUUCCAACCUGGUAAGGGUAUAGGUAUAAUUUCUCUUUUCUUCUAAAAACAGGGGUAUGGGCAAGGCAUUUGUAUAGUUAAAAAUAUUAAAAGUUCCUAAUUUGCAUUAGGUUAUUGCCGAGAUUCUACUUGAUAAAUAAUAACCACAAUAAUUUCAACAUAAAACAAGUCUUAAUUAUUCAACUCUGCAUAAAGAAAGCCGUAACAUCAUUUAAUGAGACGAGGGCGAGUGCCUCAUGGCUCAUGAGAGAAGAUUUUAGGGAUAUAAGAAAAAUUAGAGAAGAAUAAUAAGUUUUACAUCGGAUGAGUUCAGAUUGGAGUUGUAUAUAUAGUAGGUAUAAACAAAUUAAAAGAAAAAAAACUAUCCAAAAUUAAAUUUAGAAAGUAUUAGCUUGCUCAUGCAUGACUGUUUUGGAACAUAUGUAGUAUUUGGUUAAUUGUUUGUGUUUCAUUUUAUUGGUGAUUACCUGAUUAUGCUACAUUUUAUGCAUCGACUGGUCAAAAAUCAUCAUCGUUAUGAUGGGAGCUGCCUAAUUGCAUCUGAUUAACUACUUUAUGAAGCACCACUUGCAGCUUGUAUAUUCUAUAAUAUAGCUUGGGGAAAAUGAUAAUGUGAGAUUUGAUGUGAAAGUAUUUUGAUAUUUUUUCGCUUAAGACAUUAAAUCUGCCAUCCUUUCCUCAAAAUGGGUUUUCUGCUUUAUUUGCAGCCUGGCCCAAGGGGCUCUCUCAUGCAAUGCUUUAUAAAGCGGAACAAGUCUAAACAAACAUAUCAUCUGUACCUUAGUUUGACUCAAGCAUUGGCAAAUGAUGAUGGAAAGCUUCUGCUUGCUGCUCGAAAGUGUAGGAGGGCCACCUGCACUGACUACAUUAUUUCGCUGCAUGCAGAUGAUAUCUCAAAGGGCCUUGGAGGUUAUAUAGGGAAAUUGAGGUCAAAUUUUCCGGGAACCAAGUUCGCGGUGUAUGAUGGUUCUUCACAUCCGCACCAUGGAGGCAAAGUGGGAGAAAGUAGAUCCACUAGGGUUGUGGCCAUGAAGCAAGUUGUGUCUGGGGUACCUGUAGAAAACCAUGAAGUAGCUCACAUUUCGUACGAGUUGAAUGUGCUCGGAGCCAGGGGUCCAAGAAGAAUGCAUUGUGUUAUGGAUAGCAUUCCAGCACCUGCCAUUAAACCUGGGGGUGUGGCCCCAACUCAGACUGAUUUUCCAAUUGGAAAUGAUAAUUAUUCCUUUUCAGCAACAUCGUUUUCCAGACCAAUGGCAACUGCUAUGGAGAAAUCUUUAUCUGGACCCUUGGAGCUGGAGAGGCAAACAGAUAGGCCACUAGUUCUGAAAAACAAGGGCCCGAGAUGGCAUGAGCAACUCCAAUGCUGGUGUUUGAACUUCCAUGGGCGGGUAACAGUUGCUUCUGUUAAAAAUUUUCAGUUGGUGGCAGCUUCUCCGGAGAACGGUGCCCCGCCACAUGAGAAGGUCAUUCUGCAGUUUGGAAAAGUAGCCAAAGAUGUGUACACAAUGGAUUUCCGCUACCCAUUGUCCGCAUUCCUGGCGUUUGCCAUCUGUCUCAGCAGCUUUGAUACAAAGACUGCUUGUCAAUAACAUGGGACGCACGGUUUGAUAGUCAUGCAUGCCCCUUUGAACAAUAAGGCCUCCUUUGGUUCAAAGUAGGGGAGGAAAGGGGAGAGUCAAGGAGGGGAGGGAAGGGAAGGAUUUUUUGGUUGGAGGAAAUAAGAGGAAAGAUUUAAUGAAAAUAUUUUCGCAAUUUACUUUUAUUUGAUAGUUUACUUAAAAAAAUAGAUACAUGUCUAACUAUUGUGAAUAUUACUCCUAUGGUCAUGAGUCAUAAUUUUAUUUUAUUUGAUUUUUUACUUUUUUAGUUUUAUAAUUUUUCAUUUGAGUUUCGAAUUUUUUAUUUUUUAUUUUUAUUUUUUAUUUUUUUUAUUAUUAAUUUUUAAAAUUAUUAAUUUAUUAUGUUUAAAUUUUUUAAUUUUUAAUUUUUUAAUUUUAAAAUUUUUUAAUCUUUAAAUUUUUAAAUUUUUAAAUUUUUCAAAACUUUUUAUUUUUUACCUUUUUAUAUUAUAACGUUUUGUUCAUUUACGUAGGAGAUGAAUAGUUUGUGUUUAUCAACAUGUUUCCUCCAAAAUACCUCGAUUUGGGGGUUUAGAAUGAGAGGAAGUGAAAGAUUUUGAAAAUCUUCUACUUUCCUCCCCUCCCCCCUAUUUUCUUCAACCAAACACACACAAAUUCUUCACUUUCCUCCCCUCCCCUCCGAAACCUUCCAACCAAACAGGGCCUAAAUGUAUAUGCUUAAUAGAAGGAAAGGAGUAUGUCAAAAUUUUGAACAGCGAAAUUUGAGGAGGCACACAUGGCUUCUCUGUUUGACGAUUAAACUAGUUGCAUUUGAUGUAUCGUUAUCAUCCAUUUUGAGUACGUACUUCUUCGGUUGUUCCACAUCGUUUUUCCCAAUUGAUAAUAGUGACUUGCCAUAAUAAGUGUUGGAUCAAGGAGUAAAGAAGAACGCAAGUGUGGAAAUAGUUAUAGUACUAUCCUUCAUUCCAUAAAAGUUUCAAUAGUUUGAUUUUCACUUUUGCCAAC